Messenger RNA from Planococcus citri (citrus mealybug), 3735 nucleotides. RefSeq lists its product as uncharacterized. The coding region runs from base 789 to 1748 and encodes 319 amino acids. Gene Ontology annotation, molecular function: receptor ligand activity; tumor necrosis factor receptor binding. The record is from RefSeq and is a predicted model, not a curated record. The transcript has 8 exons. Gene Ontology annotation, cellular component: membrane. Lineage: Eukaryota; Metazoa; Arthropoda; Insecta; Hemiptera; Pseudococcidae. Gene Ontology annotation, biological process: immune response.
CUAAUCAACGGAAACGGUAUAAUAAGACCGCUAGCCGCCGUAAUUCGAAGAAAAAAUCAUGAUGAAUGAUACGUGUUGUAUCAUUUUUACGCGCGAUGAUAUCGCCAAAGUGAGGAAAAACAAUGUUUCAUGCAAUCUACCACGUAUUAUUCGGAGCAUAUUAUCUACUAAUAUACUAACAAAGUAUAUUACGAAUGUCUUCAAAUAUCGGUAUUAUAUUAUAAUAAUCAUCGGAAAGUAUCGAUUCACACGGAUUUAUCUAUCACCGAAGUCAGUCAUUAUUACUAAUGUGAUCAUCUGUACAUACAAGACCUACCUAAGCUACGUGGGGAGGCAGAGGCAGAGGCAGUUUUAACGAAAUGAACUAAUUCGAUUUACAUCUCGUGUUUUUCACCUCUUAUAAAAAUUAACGAAGAUGAUAAAAAAAUGAAGAAAAAUACGGAGAAAAAGGAUGUCUGGUGUCCAAUUGUCCAUCACCUUUGACCAUCAUCAUUCUGAGGACAAUUGUCAACUCCUGAAGUUUGGACUCCUUGAGGAACUCCUCUUCUUUCAUUCUCUAUCUGUACAAAUCCACAUCUGGCACUGAAAAUGAAUUCGAACUCCAACGAUGGUUUUUUCGCAUUUGCCAUUUCCAUCUCGCGGUGGCAGAUCGAAUCGCCCUACUUACAACGGUCCACAAGAAGGGGUCGAUGAGAAAGUACUAUAAUUAGUGAGAAACUGUAGCAUCGACAUCGUACUGAUAUCUUAAUCGUUGGAUCACAAAUUGGAGUAUCACCGGUCUGGUCAUCAUGUACAUCAAGUCUGAGGCGGGCUCGAAAUGUGAGAAAAAACCUCUCAAUAUCGAUAUUACCAGAACGAAGACCGUAGAAAAAGAUAAAUUACCCAUUUUCGACGUAGAAAUCUCCGGUGGCUGGUCACUUCGACUUUCAAGAAAGCAAAAGCUCAUAGAUCACCUGUUUCACUUCUCCGUAUUCUCUUGUUUGAUAAUUCUAGCUUUUUACGUGAUCGCUAUUCAUACCCUGUUAUAUUACGAGACUCAAGACACCUUGAACCUGAGAAGAAAAGUCGAGCAUGCGUUUACACUAAACGAACAACUAGAAAACAACCUCCAAUUAAUGAAAUUAGAUAUGGAUAACGUAAUGAGCGAAUUGCAAGAUUUAAGAAACGAAUUACAUUCGAAGCAAGGUAACUUCAGCGAUGAUCACGAAGUUAUAAGGAGAUCGGUAAACGAUUCAGAACGAUUACCUAAGAAGGGUCAACGCAGUCGACCUAAAAGAAAAGAAAUUAUAGCUGUACAGUUUAGAACGUACGAGCCCUUCCAGUACCAAGAGUUACCCAUGGAAGGUACUCUCGGUCCAUGGAGAGUUGAACCAACUCUUGGUAAAAGUACCAUAGACAUGUUUGAAAAAUCCCUCGUGUAUGAAAGACGUCAUGUUGAAAUAUCUGUUGCUGGAUUGUAUUUCAUUUAUUCUCAGGUAUCCUACUCGGGCAAGGGUAGCCCAGCUUAUUAUUCAAUUAACGUGAUCUCUGCUUCGUGCAACGAUACCGAAGAAGCCAAUCAAUCAAUCGCUCAGUGUAGUUCCUUCACGUCGCAUCAUGUUUCGCACGAUGUGAGCUGCUUCACUUCAGCAUUACGUGUGCUUUAUCCCAAAGAUAUAGUUUAUUUACAACAAGUGACCACCAAUGUCACGGUUAAUUUCGAAAUCGAUUAUACGUAUUUCGGUUUUGUUUUACUCAAUGAAAUGUAACAGCAAAAGUACGAGUACGAGUAAGCCAUGUUUUUUUUUUUUUUUAAUGAGAUUCGUGUGUUUUUAUUCAAAAAAAUUUGAGGUUACGUUUCGAACUGUUCAUAUCGUAGUUCGAAGCGAUUGGUUACUUAUUUUACACCCUGUACAUAUAAAAUCCCAUCUUUUGAGUCGUUAACUCAACGUUUUAUCGUUUGUUUUUCGUUAUUACGUUUUCUUUUUUUUUUUCUUCUCUUUUUCUUUAUACUUAUUUUUUGUGUGUCAAUUUUAAUAAUUUUAGUGUUCAAUGUACCGAAUAUUAUCGAUGUUUUUUUUUUAAGAAUGCAUUUGCAAUUUGUGAUAUUGGGUGCUCGUAGAUUUAAAUUCCCGUAUUAUUUGUGUAAUCUGCAGCAUGGCGUAUUAAUCUUGAUCGCCAAUCGGCAUCUAUUCUACAUUGUGAAAGAGAAAAGAUGCCUAAUACCAUAAAAUUGUGAUCUCCUUUUGUUGAAUGCGUGCAAAUGAGUUCAGGAAAAAAUUAAGCUUUUUUGUAAUAAUUGAGCCUUAGUGAAGGCUUUGAUCUCAUUUGAAGGGAGGGGGUAGGGUAUUAUGUUCCUGUUGGUUGAAUUUUAUUGUGGGUGAAAUGGUGAAGUGAAAAUUUCUAGUUACCUUGUUUUGAUUUGUGAUGUCGAAAAUUUGAAAUCGGAUGUGCCUUUUGAAUACGCUUUUUAUUCUUUUUUUUUUACUUUUGUGAUGAGGUUUUUUGAAUUUUGAUGUGUAUUUUUAAACAAAAUUUUUCUCUGAAGAAUCAUGGAAGUAUAGUUUUGUUCAUCUGUGAUUUUUCAUUGUUCGAGAAUUGGUUGCUAUUUUUUUAAUAAGUAAGGUUUAUUUUGUACUUAUAUACGUGUAAUUUUAUUUUUAUUAUUGAAGGGGGGUUUGAUUUCUAUUUUUUGAUCGACUAGCGAUCUAAUGGUUCGCUAAUUGAUGCGAUCAGGAAGUGUUAACCCUUCGUUAUUUUUUUCACAUUUUUCCUCUGGUGUUCUGAGAUUUCCAAGUCUAUUGCCUUUUGUGAAUAGAAUUCGUGAUUUUCUCCUUCAAAAACGUUAAUUUGACGAGAAAAAAAAUGAGAAGUUUUAUUUUGAUAUUUUUAUCAAAAUGUGAUGAGAUUCUCAUAUUUUACGUAGGUGUAAAAUUGAGGCCCAAAAUACGAUUUGAAUACGGGCUAAUGAUUAUCGAUUGGAAUUUUUUGAGGAAGAAGAUGAGCUGGAGGAAUUGAAAUGAUGAAUCUAAUUUGCCAGUUUUUGGUGAGAAAAGUCAUUCGAUUUUAAUCAGGUUAAAAAGACUGGAAUUUUUAUUGCAUUUAUGAUAAAUUGCUCGGCUUGUAGGUACCUAUUAUACCUAAUUAUUUGCUUGCAUCAAAAUGCAGUACAAGAGAAAAAUGUGAAAAUUGUCCCAGUGUGUUAUUCUAUAAGAUUUGAAUUUAUUUCAUUAUUUUUAUGAUUAGAAUUACUUUCAUGAGGGUGGCUGUGGUUUUGAAAACCAAAGGAAUCGAAUCGAAAUUGAAAGGAAAAAUUUUUGCUGGUUUUUUAUCUGUUCUUGAACGUAAAUUACUUGCAUGAAAACUCAAACCAUUUUUAAUAUUCACCUUCUUGGACGAACUGGUUUGAAUUUUUGUUUAUGUAUUAGGUUACUAUAGUGUUAACUUUUAGGUAUCGUUUUUUUUUUUUUUUUUUUUUUUUUUUUUUGUAAAUUUUGGUUUGUCAUGGUUAUGUAUUUGAAAUACUGAGAGCUAAAAAUCAUUCAAAUAAUACGCACCCUUCCCUCUUGAAUAAAUUUGGUUUAAAUGAAGCAAUAGUGCCUUAAUUAAAAUAAGCUUAUUACUCGUAAUAAUAUUCAUUCCUUAUGCUAUCUUUUUAUAUUACAUUUUUUUAAAGAUUAAUUAUGUAAUUACGUACGAUUUGUUUAUGUACCAAUUUAUUGAGUUUUGUUUUUAAAAAAUUUUUCGUAAUGCUUU